UCUCAACACUCGUUCUGACAGGGAAAGGUGGUGCUCAAAAGGAGUGGCAGAGAACGACAGACUCUCCCAUAAAAGCGCGACAGUAAUGGCUGAAGAUCCUCGCCAACUACCACAGUGCCACUCGUUGCUUGAAUAACCUGAACUACAGGGUUAGGUCUCUUCUUUUGGUUUCAAGAGACAUGGUGCUCUGGACUAUUUUGCCGAUCUCUCUCUCCCUGGUGUCCUUCCUUGGAACAUGGACUGUAUACGGGCUGGCCUUCGCCAACCGGCAUGUGUGCUCUCUCAGUGACUGGGGGCCUAACUACUACUGCAAAGAGAAUCAGACAACUGACUGUUGCCUUGUUCCUACUAUCAGCUCAAGUGGAAUAGGCGCGCCAGAAAAUUCCCUUUUCACCGCCACAAUCAACGCAGGAUCCUUUCUGUUCCUGGUGUUCUGUAUUUUCCACCAUGCCCACGUCAUGGAGAAACACGCAUGUCACUCCAUGCUGAGUAAGUUUGCGCUCGUCUUUGGUGUGGUGGCGGCGUUGGGGGCGUUCGCUGCUGGAAACUGCAAUCCGGGUUACCUGGCGCUGCUCCACUACCUGGGAGCCGCCCUGAGCUUCAUGUGCAUCUGCUUCUACACCGUCCUGCUCACCGCUCUGACCGGGAAGUGCGUGCUGACCGGAUACGAGAAGUUCCUCUACCCGUUCCGCAUCGCCUCCACUGUGGUCCAGACCCUGGUCACCAUUUGCUACACAAUUUUGUUUGCCCAGGAAGAGUACUACUACAAUCACUUGUCGGCUAUAUUUGAGUGGAUGCUCAGCGUCAACCUCGAGCUGUUUGAGCUCAGCUUCGUGGUGGAGUUUUGGUUCUUCUCGUCCUUCAUGCUCGCAAAUCUGUUGAGCAGACGAGAGGAAGAAAAGCCUUUGAUGUUGACGUUGUCCUGAUAUGAGGCCGCCAGGGUCCAGGUGGGCACAUGAGCAGUGAUGGACUGAGUACGACAUCUGGAACGACAUCUGUGACUGGACCGUGGCUGGAAGAGCAAUACCUUUUUUUCCUGUCAUUCGGCUGUGAUGGAUUUAAUUCUUUUCAUGGAUAAUGACCACUUUUAUUUCACCCUCUGGUCUAAAACUUGAUAGUUUUUCUGGGUGUUCCUUAUUCCUAACUGUAUUUCAUAUUCCGUAUUUAUUGAAACAAGCUUGUGCAGGAAACGGCCAAAACUUCAGCUGUACUAUGCUUUUGGGAAAGCCGUUAUUGAUGCUGUCAACAGAACAAAUAACCUGAAGUGUUUUUAUGCUAAAAAUCAAAGACUUCAUUGGGUGGACUAAAUAUGACCCGAAGUAUGUCAAAGGUCAUGAAAAUCGCCUUGGUUUUAGCUUCUCAUUAAAGUUUUCACCACUUGCGUAUACUUUGACACUUUAAUAAAGUUAUGAACAGUGUAAA
Gasterosteus aculeatus aculeatus (three-spined stickleback) is the source of this 1422-nucleotide messenger RNA. Its product is annotated as transmembrane protein 150A. Gene Ontology annotation, biological process: protein localization to plasma membrane. Gene Ontology annotation, cellular component: plasma membrane. The record is from RefSeq and is a predicted model, not a curated record. Lineage: Eukaryota; Metazoa; Chordata; Actinopteri; Perciformes; Gasterosteidae.